This is a messenger RNA of Hypoxylon fragiforme, 1205 nucleotides long. RefSeq names its product Deoxyhypusine synthase. The transcript has 3 exons. The coding region runs from base 135 to 1205 and encodes 356 amino acids. The record is from RefSeq and is a predicted model, not a curated record. Gene Ontology annotation, biological process: peptidyl-hypusine biosynthetic process. Gene Ontology annotation, cellular component: cytoplasm. Lineage: Eukaryota; Fungi; Ascomycota; Sordariomycetes; Xylariales; Hypoxylaceae. Gene Ontology annotation, molecular function: deoxyhypusine synthase activity.
GCUUUCAGUAACAAUACGAUAGCUUCGAAUCUAGCUACGCACAUUGUCGUCUGAGGUUUAUAUUCACCAAGGGCUAAAAAUUAUAAGAGGCCCCUAACUUAGAAAACCUAUGAGUUAGGACAAUACUCGCCAUCAUGACGGCGCAAGACAAUAACUCAAAUUUGCCGCCUUCUGAGGCAACAAACGCUGUUCUGGUUCCGUCUGAUGAACUACCCGAAGGCGCGCAAAAGGUCGAAGAGAUUGAUUUCAAUGCCUUUAAGGGGCGACCUAUCACUGUGGAUGAUAUGCUUGAUGGCAUGAAAUAUAUGGGAUUUCAGGCUUCCUCUAUGGCUGAGGCCGUGCGGAUUAUCAAUGAUAUGCGAGCAUGGCGUGAUCCCGAAACAGGCGACAAGACGACGAUAUUCCUUGGAUAUACAUCUAACAUGAUUUCUUCUGGUUUGAGAGGAAUAUUUCGGUACCUUGUAGAACACAAGCACGUCUCCUGUAUAGUCACUUCUGCCGGUGGGAUUGAGGAAGACUUCAUUAAAUGCCUCGGCGAUACUUACAUGUCUUCGUUCAGCGCCAAGGGGGCUGAACUCAGGGCGAAAGGCCUCAACCGAAUAGGGAAUCUCAUGGUCCCUAAUGCCAACUACUGUGCCUUUGAGGAUUGGGUUGUUCCUAUCCUGGACAAGAUGCUAGAAGAGCAAGAAGCCAGCAAAGGCACUGAAGAAGAGAUCAACUGGACCCCUUCCAAGGUUAUCCAUCGACUAGGCAAAGAGAUAAACGACGAGAGAUCUGUAUAUUACUGGGCAUACAAGAAUGAUAUCCCAGUGUUCUGUCCGGCUUUGACAGACGGUAGUUUGGGUGAUAUGCUAUAUUUCCACACAUUUAAAGCCUCGCCGCGGCAGUUGAAGAUCGACAUAGUGGAAGAUAUUCGGCGCAUAAAUACCAUCUCCGUGCGGGCGAAAAGAGCUGGAAUGAUUAUAUUAGGCGGCGGAGUGAUCAAACACCACAUCGCAAAUGCAUGCUUGAUGAGGAACGGCGCCGAAUCCGCUGUCUACAUCAAUACGGCCCAAGAAUUUGACGGGAGUGAUGCAGGUGCCCGACCAGAUGAAGCAGUGUCUUGGGGGAAGAUCAAGGUGGGAGCCGAUCAUGUCAAGGUUUACCUUGAAGCCUCAGCUUGCUUCCCUUUCAUCGUGGCUAGCACUUUUGCCAAAGACGCAUAG